AUGAUUGCGACUGGUGGAUCUUAUGAGGACGAAAACUUGAUCAAAAUAUGGGAUGCGAAGACACACAAGCUCAUCAAAAUUCUCAAAGGACACACAAGUGCAGUGGGGUGCCUAGUCUGGACCGCAGAUGGAAAGACAAUUAUCUCCGGGUCAUUCGAUUCCUCUAUUAGAACAUGGAAUACCACAACAUGGCAGCAGAUCGCCGUUCUGUAUGGGAACAGCAGUAUCAAUGAUAUUUCAUUAUCUCCAAAUGGCCGCAUCCUCGCGACUGCACCGACCGACGAGACAGCGCACUUGUGGAACCUCGAGAACGGCCAGCAUAUCAGUUCGCUCCCUCAGCCUAAUAGUCAAUCUCAUUCAUUCCUUGCGAUGGACCGCGUAUCAUUUUCGGCCGAUGGAAAGCUUCUAGCCGCUGGCUGCAGUGACAACAAUACUUACAUAUGGGACAUUUCUGCAAUUCUUAAAGAAGCUGGCCUCGAGAAUCUUCUGUUGGAUCAAAAUCUGCAGGACAAGGCGUUACCACUCAAUGAUGAUGCUACACGACGUCCUGUGAAGCGACACCAUGAUGCCCAUCGAGUACUCCCAGGAUUUUUCGACGACCCACCAGGUCGUUCUCACCCGCUCCUCUGCAUGGAAGCACCCUUUUUGGCCGCUUUCCCUCUUUAUUCCGCCGCACCCAUUCCGACCCCUGCGAUAUCUCUGGAACGCAGUGCAGACCAGAUGGGAAAACGCAGGAACGCUUCUGCGCGAGAGAAACGGAGGCCAAUUCCAUUGAAGCCGAAAAACGCUGCUGCAGGGAGCUCGCAGCCUCCCAAGGCCAAUGUCACACAACAACCUAGUGGUGCAGCUCACCCUCAGUCAUCUUUGCAAUCACUGGCUACUGUCUCGCCAUCCACCACACCUGUUGUCGCCGCUACUUCCGCAGCUACGACGUCGACGACUCCGCCUCCUCAUGUCACCAUAAAAUAUGCUGGACGCUGGACUCGAUUUUGGCUUUUCAUCUGUUGUGCUUCUCCUGAAUAUACCGAAGGCGUCAUACACCUACCAGGCGGAGAGCGGGUCAUUACUUGUUCAUGGGAUGGCUCGCUCCGAGUAUGGAACUUGGAGAGCGGGAAACAGAUUGGGGACGACUGGCGGGACGGAGACAUCAAAGUGUGGACCAUAGCGUUGUCCCCGGAUGGGAAGAAAGUGGUCAGCGGGAGUUUUGACGGUGCAAUGAGGUUGUGGGUCAUCGACACAGGCAAGGUCAUCGCUAGAUGGAUAGGGCACACAAACAUCGUGACUUCUCUCUGCUGGAGUCGAGAUGGUCGGCGAGUAUUAAGCGGAUCUCACGAAGGGACUACGAGGGAGUGGGACGCGGAGAGUGGGAAGAUCAUCCUCGGUCCAUUCGAGACCGGUUACGAACGCGUGUGGGUAGUUGUCUACUCGCCAGACACAUCCAUGAUCGCGAUUGGUGGAUCCUGCGCCAAGGACGGAAAUACCAUCAAAAUCUGGGAUGCGAAGACACGGACGCUUGUCGCCACUCUCAAAGGACACACAAGUAUGGUGGAGUGCCUAGUUUGGACUGCAGAUGGAAAGUCGUUUAUGUCCGGGUCGGCCGAUUGCUCGAUUAGAACGUGGAAUACCACAACAUGGCAGCAGACCUCCGUUCUGAAUGGGAGCACCAGUAUUCGUACCAUUGCAAUAUCUCCGAAUGGCCGCAUCCUCGCAAGCUUACCUUCCGACCAGACAGCGAGAUUGUGGAACCUAGACAAUGGCCAACCCAUCACAGAUGGAAAGCAGCUGGUGACUGGCGGCGGUGACAACAACAUGUACACAUGGGACAUUUCUGCAAUUGUUAAAGACGCUGGCCUCGACAAUCUGUUGGAUCCAAAUCCGCAGGGUGGUGACAAGGCGUUACUUGAUGAUGAUGCUACACGACGGCCUGUACCGGCGACGCCAUCAUUCCCUAUCGAUCGCCUCCAGGUUUUUUCGACGACCCUACCAGAUCGUUCUCACUUCAAUCCACGAAGUCGCUCCUCCCGGACUGCAGUUCAUCCUCGUGCCGAUCUAUCAUCAACACCGCAUGGAAGCACACUUCUUGGCCGCUAUUUCUCCUUAUUUCGCCGCACCCACUCUGAUACACACGAUGCGCCAUCCCGAUCCCGCUCUCUCGACUGGGCUCGAGACCUUUUUCCUCAGCGCAGAGGAAAUGGCGAAAGAAUUGAGCUGCAGGAGCAACCAACAAUGGUCGACUGUUCCGUAUGCACAGGGAAAACGCGUACGUUUCUUUUAUUGUUGGGCUUCAACUUCAGCCUCAUAUCAUACAGAGGAACGCUUCCGCACGAGAGAAACUGGAGGCCAAUUCCAUUGAAGCCGAAAAAUGCUGCUGCAGGGAGCUCGCCACCUCCCAAGGCCAGUGCCACGCAGCAAUCUAGUGGGGCAGCUCACCUCCAGCCCUCUUCGCAACAACUGGCUACUGUCGCGUCAUCCAGCACACCUGCCGUCGCCGCUACUUCCGUUGCUACAAUGUCGACCACUUCGCUUCCUAAUGCAACCAUAAGACAUGCUGGACGCUGGACUCAGUUUUUGGCUCUUUAUCUGUUGUACUUCUCCUGA
Suillus paluster is the source of this 2598-nucleotide messenger RNA. Its product is annotated as quinon protein alcohol dehydrogenase-like superfamily. The record is from RefSeq and is a predicted model, not a curated record. Lineage: Eukaryota; Fungi; Basidiomycota; Agaricomycetes; Boletales; Suillaceae. Bases 1 to 2598 code for a protein of 865 amino acids. The transcript has 11 exons. Gene Ontology annotation, molecular function: protein binding.